This is a messenger RNA of Rhipicephalus microplus (southern cattle tick), 3835 nucleotides long. RefSeq names its product synaptotagmin-1-like. NCBI's taxonomy places the organism in Eukaryota, Metazoa, Arthropoda, Arachnida, Ixodida, Ixodidae. Gene Ontology annotation, cellular component: dense core granule; exocytic vesicle; axon. Gene Ontology annotation, biological process: calcium ion-regulated exocytosis of neurotransmitter; synaptic vesicle endocytosis. The record is from RefSeq and is a predicted model, not a curated record. Gene Ontology annotation, molecular function: calcium-dependent phospholipid binding; calcium ion binding; phosphatidylserine binding.
AGGAGCUCGGCCGCUUUUUCAGUCGCGCCGUGCGUCACCACCGUCACCCACGCAGUCGGCUCGGCGCGCUGCCUGUGUGCAAACCUUUUUUCACGUUUCUUGGAACUCGCGCCUUGGCGGAGGCGGCAGCUUUCAUUUUGACGCCCAUCACUCAGAACAUCAAGUGCUACAUACCGGCUGAGGUAUUCCUACUUCGACUAAACCAGAAGAUAGCGAGUGCAGUGUGCAUUCAUUUAGCGGUGCGGUUGCAAAGUGAAGAACCAGAGAAAAUAGCGAAACAAUGAUUGGAGUACACGUGUAUGUGCGGCGUGGUUCGGAAAUGUGCGGUGUUUGUGAACUCGUCUAGAGCUUGUCUAGAGAACGUCUACCACCAGUCUACAACUCGUCUCGGAGCGACAUACAGGCGUCGCUCGGGAUUCACGCUCCGAAGCCUGAGUGCUCUUUGUGCAUCCGAAACUUCGUUGCUUCCGAAGAUACGUUAUGGUGACAUUGAUGCCUAGCUGCGCCGUCGUUUGGACGGAAUAGUAUCCGUGCACCUGAAAGCCGGAACAUUGUACGGACGACAUGGCACCUCGGGACCAAGCGGCGUCUAUCGACGGGCUGCUGAUGCGGCUACGCAAGGCAGUCGCGCCCGCCCUGGAGCCCAGAGCCAGCGUCCCUGCUGCACCGCAUGCCGCCCGUGCUCCAGCGGCGCCCCAACCAGCCGCGCCCGCUCCGGCAGCUCCAGUGGCUGCUCCCGCCCCAGAACCCACGCCGCCAACCGUAGCAGCCGGUGUCGGAGCGGCUGCCGCAGGUGCUGUCGCCGCCGGUGCCGCUCCGUCAGGUGGUGCACCGGCUGCAGUACCUGCAGCGCCAGCCGUGCCAGCCGCACCGGCUGCCGCACCGGCUGCCGGGGUAGUUGCAGUACCGGCUGCCGGAGUGGUUUCAGCACCAGCCGGCGCCGGAGUAGUUGCAGCACCGGCAGCCGCCGGUGCCGCCACUGGCUCGGCGGCAGCUGCUGGAGCGGCCGCACCGAACAACGUGACGGCCGUAGUGGCUGCUGCUCCAGAAGAAGAGGUCUUAGAGGAGAUGCUGCACAAAGCCUCCGACCUUACGCACAUUCCUCUAUGGGGCAUCGUGAUGAUCCUGAUCGCAGUGGCGCUGCUGCUGCUCUGCAUUUGCUUCUGCUGCCUGCGGCGCUGGUGUCGCCGGCGCAAGAAGGACGCCAAGAAGGGACUCAAGGGCGCCGUGGACCUCAAGGGUGUCCAGCUACUAGGCAAUGCCUACAAGGAGAAGGUCCAGCCGGACAUGGAGGAACUACAGGACAACAUGGAAAACAAUGAGGGUGACGGUGAGAGCAAAAAGUCCGAGGAGAAACUGGGCAGGCUUCAGUUCAAGCUGGAUUACGACUUCAACACCAGCAACCUUGCCGUGACUGUGAUCCAAGCAGAAGACCUGCCUGGGUUGGACAUGUCCGGCACGUCCGACCCGUACGUCAAGGUUUACCUCCUCCCGGACAAGAAGAAGAAAUACGAGACCAAGGUGCACCGCAAAACCCUCAAUCCUGUCUUCAACGAGACGUUCAAUUUCAAGGUCCCAUACGCCGAGAUCACCACCAAGACGCUUGUGUUCGCCAUCUUCGACUUUGACCGCUUUUCCAAGCACGACCAGAUCGGUGAGGUCAAAGUUCCUAUGAAUACCAUUGACCUCGCUCAGACUAUUGAGGAAUGGAGGGACCUGACUGGCGUUGAGGGAGAGCAAGGACAGGAAAACAAGUUGGGUGACAUCUGUUUCUCACUCCGUUACGUUCCCACGGCCGGCAAGCUGACUGUUGUUAUCCUGGAAGCCAAGAACCUUAAGAAGAUGGAUGUUGGAGGACUCUCUGACCCGUACGUGAAAAUCGCACUGAUGAUGAAUGGCAAGAGGCUGAAGAAGAAGAAGACCAGCAUCAAGAAGUGCACCCUGAAUCCUUACUACAAUGAGUCCUUCACUUUCGAAGUCCCGUUCGAACAAAUACAGAAGGUGCAGUUGGUUGUCACGGUGGUCGACUACGACCGCAUCGGGACGUCGGAACCCAUCGGGAAGGUUGUGCUGGGCUGUAACGCCACGGGCACCGAGCUGCGUCACUGGAUGGACAUGCUGGCAUCGCCGCGUCGACCCAUCGCACAGUGGCACUCGCUCAAGGAGCCCACGGACGGACAGGACAACUGAGCCAACGCAGGCCUCAGAGGUGCAAAGGCGACAUAUUUAAAGGCCACCCUUUUCCCUGCACUUUACGGGGCGACUCCCAGCGUCGUCGGACCGAGGCGUUCGAGAGUCGUUUGCUGUUUAAUUGCACCGUUGUUGAUUGGUUCUCCCCUGCCCCGUGUACCGUUAUUCCUCGCAUAUUCCUACCUACUUGUUUACGUGUGUGUUCCUGUGUUUUUCGAAAGGCAGGCGGGAGACGGUGUACAUAUAAAAAAAAAUGUUAACGCGGUCAUGAGCAGUGAACGACCGCAUCUGCUUCUGUUACUUUGUUAAGCUGAAUGUCCGGCCCCCUGUGUGAUGGGCUUAACAGUCAAAAGGCUACGUGUAUGGUUUUAUCGCUGUGGAAAACUGUGUUCGUCCUGCUAAUCACAAGAAAGGGAUGUUCUCUGGAAAGAUUUUUAAAGGGAAACUAAACAUCAACGUUACGCUAAUUUCUAUAUUGUUGGCGCGUAAAUAAUGGCAUUGACUAGCCAGUGCGUCUCUCGAUUUAAGCUCUAGGCCGUCGCAUUACUUGAUUUCAUAAAAAUUCUACGAAUCAGAAAAAGAGUUAUUGAUGUUACAAAAUCAAAGUUUUUGGCGUCUCCUGAGCUUAUGUGGUUUUAUGUAUGCAGUAAAUGCAGCUGAAAGCAUUUUCGUGAGACUCGAAGCGAGUUCACUUGCAGUGUAUGCAAAGUUGUACCACGUGGUAAUGUGCUGUGUUUCAUGACGCAUAAGUGAAAGCUCGGUUGACGAGGGUAUGUUUUUUUAUUGGUUCAUUGAAUUUUAUCAAUUGAAGAUUACGUGCUACCCAGUGCACGCAAAUUAUGAAGCUACAAUGCCUCACACUGUGUUCCCUUGUGUUUACGCCUCGUUUAUACGAGUACCUAUCUCGGCUCUCAGUAUGUCCUCCUAGUGACUUUCUUCGACUUCAGACACGCGCUCUAUGAGAAGUACUGCGUCGAGGGCUCAAUACGUUAUUCUCCUUAAGUCGACCGAGUUGAAUACCGUUUCUGCUUUCUCGUCAGUUGUAGUUCGUAAUUUUCUAUGCAUCCAACGAGCUUUAAAGCACGCCGUUUCAAGCCUCAAUUGGAAGAGUGGGUACACACUGCUUCCAGCUGUCCGCGCCCUUGAUAGCAGCGCAGCUGUGGUGUAAGAGAUUAUCUGUAUGGCGUGAGGGAACGUGUAUUGUGUACUUUUACGUGAAAGGUGAUGCUUCGUUCAAAGUCCUGAGUUCUUUCGUUAAUUGUGUUUAUUUAACCGGCUAAUUUCGCCAUUUUCUUUCUGCGCCGUUACUGAACAAAAAGGUACCUUUAUGGUGGGGUUUCAAGUCGUGAGGAAUUCUUUAACACUUCUGUUGUGUGCACAAUGAAAAUUCUUCGUCAGGCGCAGCACUCGGUUAACCGUAAGAUUCUCUAUAGCAGCCUAUAAUGUGAAGGGUGGCGUUUAUUUUACUAGCAUGAACUUUAAGACGAUGACACUGCAAAAACCUGCUCAACAUAUCUCCACAAUUGGCAUGGUGCUUCAUAUGUGUUCGUAAAGGUUCAUUCCCUUUACGGCUGAACCUUAACAUGUUUCAGCUGUGUAUAAAAAAAUAUGAUGUCGAAAAUGUAAAACGUCAUUCUUGAAUGUC